This is a messenger RNA of Zingiber officinale, 1038 nucleotides long. RefSeq names its product tropinone reductase homolog At5g06060-like. NCBI's taxonomy places the organism in Eukaryota, Viridiplantae, Streptophyta, Magnoliopsida, Zingiberales, Zingiberaceae. Gene Ontology annotation, molecular function: oxidoreductase activity. The record is from RefSeq and is a predicted model, not a curated record. Bases 86 to 865 code for a protein of 259 amino acids. The transcript has 5 exons.
UAUAUUGUAAGAAAUAACCGAGUCAAUAGCCACUUUACUCUUCUUCUGCCUUUCUUCUGAGAUAUUGAUCAGAUAGCUGCAAUCGAUGGAGUUGGGAAAUAGAUGGUCUCUUCGAGGAGAAACAGCCUUGGUCACUGGUGGAUCCAAAGGGAUAGGAUGUGCUAUUGUGGAAGAACUAGCAAGAUUUGGAGCAGCAGUUCAUACGUGCGCCAGGAAUGAAGCAGAGCUGAAACAGAGUUUGCAGAAAUGGAGAGACCUGAAGCUUCAGGUGACUGGUUCGGUCUGUGACGUCUCCUCCUCGGAAGAGAGGGAGAAGCUCAUAAAGGAAGUCAGCGCCAUCUUCAACGGCAAACUCAACAUCCUGGUUAAUAAUGCAGCAUCUGCUUACGUUAAACCAGUUUUAGAAGUGACUCAAGAGGAAUACAAGCAUACCAUGAACAUCAACUUGGAAGCUGGUUUCCAUUUGAGUCAACUCGCUCAUCCUCUUCUCAAGGCAUCUGGACGAGGCAAUAUCAUCUUCAUUUCCUCAACUGCUGGUCUCCAAGGAAAAUUUUCUAUGUCCGUCUAUGGAGCGUCUAAGGGAGCCCUGAACCAACUCACUAAAUGUCUCGCUUGCGAGUGGGCUAAGGAUAAUAUUCGUACCAAUUGUGUUGCACCCCGUAUGAUCGACACACCUAUGGCUAAACCGUUCACGGAGAAUGAAGAACUGGUAGCGAAGUGGUGUCAUCAUACUCCGCUUGGGCGUGUGGGAGAACCUGAGGAAGUGGCAGCUUCGGUGGCAUUUCUUUGUCUUCCUUCUUCCUCUUUCAUCACCGAUCAAGUGAUUAUGGUCGAUGGAGGUAAAACAAUAAGCGGUGACUAUUAAAAUGUAAUAUAAUUGUUAUAUCUAUAUGCUUAUUAUAUGAAUUGUAUACACUUUGAUAAAGACAUGGGCAUGUAUGCCUUAUUCAAAUAUCAUAUUGUAUGAUGGAAUAGCUUCCUAAUGAUCGUUCUAGGCUUCUUAGAAGCUUUGGUCACUUCCUCUAGGUCAACUCUAGG